AAGUAUUCACGGUCCUGCCAGUCGCGACCGUAAUGCCUAGCAGGAUUCUGCAGCACCACGUCGCACACGCCAAGGCUAAUAAGAAGGAACAACGCCUCGCAGUAACCAACCGGACCCAUGGUCAUCAGGUGAAGCUCAGUACGGCGGUGCUCAACCAGCAGUACCCGAAUCUAUCAGCUGGCGGAAGUGAUGGCCGAACGGUGAGGCCCCCAGAUGGCUAUCGUCCUCAAGCUUAAGCGAUCUAAAAGCAAAGAGAAUAUCAUCCUGAGAACAGCCAAACUCGACAACAUGUUCGCCGCAGAUCUCCUACUGGAAAUCCUCAAAA
Messenger RNA from Culex quinquefasciatus (southern house mosquito), 325 nucleotides. Its product is annotated as protein naked cuticle homolog. The coding region runs from base 33 to 236 and encodes 67 amino acids. The record is from RefSeq and is a predicted model, not a curated record. The transcript has 2 exons. Lineage: Eukaryota; Metazoa; Arthropoda; Insecta; Diptera; Culicidae.